Molecule: messenger RNA, 1694 nt
Organism: Paramecium octaurelia
Lineage: Eukaryota; Ciliophora; Oligohymenophorea; Peniculida; Parameciidae
Source: the annotation of a GenBank genome assembly
AUGUACCCUAAAAAGAUCAAUAGAACUGUGCAUGUGGCCAGGUAAAUUUAAAGAGACGAUUCAGUCAAAUCUCUCAUAAUUGAUAAAUUGGUUUAAGAUUAUGGAAAAAAAAAUUAAUUAAAUGUUAAUGUAACUUACUCUUCUCAAAAAAAUAGUUAAUAAUGGCUUAUGUGGAUGAUUUUUUUGUAUUUUAUAAAGCAACUGAAGGUGCUGUGAGAGCAUUAAAAGAAGAAAUCAAGGAUGCAAUCCUAAGACCAGAAAAUGAGAAGCAAUUAAUGAUCCAAAGAUUACAUCAGCGUAUGUCUAGUAAGUUUGUCUACUUAGUGUGAUAGGAAAGUUAAAAGAAGAAUAAUUAAAAACAUUGACAAAUCCUAGGUGUUUGGCGUAAGUACCUGAAAAAAGUGAAGAGUAAAACAAUUAUUAUAAAAUGCAAAAUAAAACAGAAAAUAAUUCUAAAAUGCAAAUGAUGAACACUUUGCCUAAUGAUUAAUUCGAGGAAAGGAGAAAAUCAAUUUAUUAGGUUGAUGGGGGUUCAGUAGAUGAAUGGGCAGCCAUUAUAAAAUAUGAUGCCUUAUAAUUUUAAAAAGAAUUAGAAGAACAGAAGAGAAUUAUGCAGCAUAAUUAAUAAAAGAUAAAAGAAGAAUUAGAUAGAUAAGUAGCUGAAAAAGAGUAAAGAAAAUAAAAACAAAAACAGGAAGAUCAAUAUUUUUAUGCUACAAGUUAACAACAAUUAAUGGAAUUUGAAAGAUAAUAGGAAUUAAUAAAGGAAAAUAAAAAGUAAUAAUUUUUGCAAGAGAAAUUUAUUAGAGAUUAAUAAGUUUAAGUUGAUAAAAAAAAGAAGUAUGAUUUAUACAUUAUAUAGAAAAGAGUAGAAUUUAAAUACUAAGUAUUUAGAAGAGGAAAUGCUUGCUAAAAUUAAGGAACAAAUGAAAGUAGAAGAUUAAUAAUAGAAACGAAAGAGACUAGAAUAAAAGGAGAAAUUCUAAUAGAUAAUGAAGUAGAAUGAAAAUUUGAGGAAAAAAGUAAAGUGUAUCUGAUAAAAAGGCAUAAGAAGAAAUCAUAUAAACCAAAGAGCAUGAAAAAUUAUUGUAGGAAUAGUAAUUAAUUAAAGAACAAUUUGAAAAUGAAAGAAAAGAGAAAUAAAAAAAAGACUAAGAGAACAAAUUUUAACAUUUGAUGAAUAAUUACAGUGAGUUUGUUAUGAAAAAUAAAAAGGAUCAUCCCUUAUAAAAUGAUUUCUGGACUAAAAAGAAUAGCGAACAUAGUACUUUUUUCGAAUUUUAAAACAAGGCAAAUAAAAAAGAGUAAUAGCUUUAAAUUUCAUAUGAUCUCUAGUAAUAAAUCCUAGAGAAAAAAAGACAAUAUACACAAGAAGUGAAUGAAAAAAAACUACUCUUUGAAUAAUAACUUUAGGAGUAAAAAGAUUUGAAACAAUAAGAUGAAGAAAGAAGAAAUGUAAUUUAUAUAAUAAAUGAAAAUAGAAUAUUCGAAAAAUGUAUAUUUUAAAUCAAGAAGAACUGAAAAAACAAAUGGCUAAAGGUUAUUUGAGUUAAUCUCCUAAAAAAAAAUCAAGUCCUAACGAAAGAAUGGUUGGAUAAGAACUACUCCAUAAUAAGAAAUUACUGAAAAAAAUAGCAAACGAUAAUUCUAUAGGAAUAACUAUAAAAAAAUAAGAGAUAUCAAUUCCUGAUUGA